AUGUCGCCCAAGACGGAGGCGACGUACUACCUCGUGCCUAACCUGCAGGCUCUCGACCCCUCGGCGCGCGAAGUCGACCUUAAUGCCCACUCAUGGGUGCAGCCCAUCAUCAUCGAGGACGAGGACCUGCAGUUUGGCGGCAAGUCGCUGAGCGCAUGGUACGAGGAGGAGCGGAGACGUCUCAGCAGCGGCAGCAGUGACGACGGCAACGAGCAAACGCACCGCUCCUACGAUGAGGAGCGUAGAGGGCGUGAGCGCACGCGGAGACAUCAUCACCACCAUCACCACCACCAAAAGGAGACCAAGCACAAAUCAUGA
Messenger RNA from Purpureocillium takamizusanense, 318 nucleotides. RefSeq lists its product as uncharacterized. NCBI's taxonomy places the organism in Eukaryota, Fungi, Ascomycota, Sordariomycetes, Hypocreales, Ophiocordycipitaceae. Bases 1 to 318 code for a protein of 105 amino acids. The transcript has a single exon. The record is from RefSeq and is a predicted model, not a curated record.